UGAGACACCGGUUGAUGCUGUGGAUCACUCCUAUGGACCACUCCGUAUCACUCCUGUAUCCUGUAGCCUAUGGAUCACUCCGUAUCGCAUCACUGAACAAAAAGACGCGGCUCUCCCAAGACGUAGAAUUCGGAACAAAACUUGCCAAUUACGUCGAAGGAACAGGUGCAUUGCAAAAGUGAGAUCAGCUCUUUCCCUUGUCCUCAUUGGGGACGUCGUUCAACGUUCAGCUGAAGCGUCCAUUUACCGAGGCCGAGCCCAGGUCGUCUAACCCGUCUCCGGUCCCCCCCGGCGGUGCCGGUCGGUCACCAUGAGCCAGAGGUUUACGGUCUCCAAGAGCGACCGGAGCGCCUCAGACGUCCAGGGGGAGGUGAACCAGCUGUUCGAAGGAGAUGAGCCGUCUGCCAGCUGCCAAGCGGACAAAGAGGUUGAAGCCACCGCCGAGGUGGUGGUGCUGAAAGGUGACAACAAUCCAAAGGAGAGCAGCCCCUUCAUCAACAGCAGCGAUGUCGCAGCAGAAAAGAGCCAGCAGUACGAUGGCAAGCACAUGGCCCUGUUUGAGGAGGAGAUGGACACCAUCCCCAUGGUGUCCAGCCUUCUCAGCAGCCUGGCCAACUACUCCAACCUGACCCAGGGCAGCAAGGAGCACGAGGAGGCGGAGAACAACGAGGCCGAGUCUUCGCGCAAGAAGCCCAUCAAGGCUCCUCAGUUGGGGACCCUGAUGGGUGUGUACCUGCCUUGCAUCCAGAACAUCUUCGGCGUCAUCCUCUUCCUCAGGAUGACCUGGUUGGUGGGCAUCGGCGGGGUCAUCGGGACCUUCGUCAUCGUAUUCAUGUGCUGCACCACGACUAUGCUGACAGCCAUCUCCAUGAGUGCCAUUGCGACCAAUGGAGUUGUGCCAGCGGGGGGCUCGUACUACAUGAUCUCCCGCUCGCUGGGUCCUGAGUUCGGAGGCGCUGUGGGGAUCUGCUUCUACCUGGGGACCACCUUCGCUGGGGCCAUGUACAUCCUAGGGGCCAUAGAGCUGCUGCUGAUCUACAUCGCCCCCAAGGCGGCCAUCUUCCCGCUGGAGGGCCUGGAGGGGGCGGAGGCGGAGGCGGCGCUGCUGAACAACAUGCGGGUGUACGGAACCCUGCUGCUCACCUCCAUGGCCACCGUGGUGUUCGUGGGGGUCAAGUACGUCAACAAGCUGGCGCUGGUCUUCCUGGCCUGCGUCAUCCUCUCCAUCCUGGCCGUCUACGCCGGGGUCAUCAAGACGGGCAUCGACCCCCCGGACUUCCCGGUGUGUCUGCUGGGGAACCGUACCCUGAUUUCGAAGAAGUUUGACGUGUGUGCCAAGACCAUGGAGUCGUCCAACGGCACCAUGGUCACCACCCAGCUGUGGAACAUGUUCUGCGACUCGCCCUUCCUCAACGCCACCUGCGACCGCUACUUCAGCGACAACAACGUCACCCGCAUCCAGGGGAUCCCCGGGGUCACCAGCGGGAUCCUAGCAGACAACCUGUUUGGGAACUACUACGAGAAGGGCGACCUGGUGGCCAACAAGGACGCGGCGUCCGUGGAGGGCGUAGACGACCCCAUGACCAACUCCAACAGCUACGUCCUCGCCGACAUCACCAGCUUCUUCACCCUGCUGGUCGGCAUCUACUUCCCCUCCGUGACAGGAAUCAUGGCUGGCUCCAACCGCUCUGGGGACCUACGUGAUGCCCAGAAGUCGAUCCCCAUCGGAACCAUCGCAGCCAUCACCACAACCUCCCUCGUCUACAUGUCCAGUGUGAUUCUGUUUGGGGCCUGCAUUGAAGGGGUGGUCCUCAGGGACAAGUUUGGGGAGGGCGUCAACGGGAACCUGGUGAUUGGUACGUUGGCGUGGCCAUCACCUUGGGUGAUUGUGAUUGGCUCCUUCUUCUCCACCUGCGGCGCAGGCCUUCAGAGUUUGACUGGAGCCCCGCGCCUGAUGCAGGCUAUCGCUAAAGACGGUCUCGUUCCCAUACUACGGGUACGAUUUCUGGUUGUUUUCUUUUCCUACUCCUCUCUCAAUCUCUCUCUCUCUCUCUCUCUCUCUCUCUCAAUAUCUCUCUCUCUCUCUCUCUCUCUCUCUCUCUCUCUCUCUCUCUCUCUCUCUCUCUCUCUCUCUCUCUCUCUCUCCCUCUGUCUCUCUCUCUCCCCCCAUCCCCACCACCCGCUCUCUGUCUCUGUCUCUGUCUCUCUCUCCCUCGGUCUCUGUCUCUCUCUCUCUCUCUACAGGGCUUUGUCCUUCCUGGGGAUGAGUUUGUGUCUUACGCUCAUGUUCCUGUGCUCAUGGUACUACGCCAUCGUCGCCAUGGUGAUCGCCGGCUCCAUCUACAAGUAUAUCGAGUUUUCGGGGGCGGAGAAGGAGUGGGGAGACGGGAUACGUGGCCUGUCACUCAGUGCCGCCCGAUACGCUCUGAUGAGGCUUGAGGAGGGACCCCCACACACUAAGAACUGGAGGCCCCAGCUGCUGGUGCUGGUGAGUAUGGACGGGGAGCAGAACGUGGAGCAGCCCCGACUCCUCUCCCUCACCAACCAGCUGAAAGCGGGCAAGGGCCUCACCAUCGUUGGCACGGCCCUGGAGGGCACCUACCUGCUGAACCACGAACAGGCCCAGCGCGCUGAGCAGGCCCUGCAUAAGCUGAUGGAGACAGAGAAGGUGAAGGGCUUCUGCCUGGCCACCGUGUCCUCCAACCUGCGCGACGCCACCUCCCACCUGAUCCAGUCCAGCGGCCUGGGCGGGCUGAAGCACAACGCGGUGCUGGUCAGCUGGCCCCGCAACUGGAAGCAGGCCGACGAGAAGCAGACCUGGAGGAACUUUGUCGAGCUGGUGCGGGAGACCACAGCGGCCAGCCUGGCCCUGCUGGUGCCUAAGAACAUCGCCGCCUUCCCGUCCAAUGGCGAGCGCUUCAGCGAGGGCCACAUCGACGUGUGGUGGAUCGUCCACGACGGCGGCAUGCUGAUGCUGCUGCCCUUCCUCCUCCGCCAGCACAAGGUGUGGAGGAAAUGCAAGAUGCGCAUCUUCACCGUGGCCCAGCUCGACGACAACAGCAUCCAGAUGAAGAAGGACCUGACCACCUUCCUGUACCACCUCCGUAUUGACGCCAUGGUUGAAGUGGUGGAGAUGCAUGACAGCGAUAUCUCGGCCUACACCUACGAGAAGACCCUGGUCAUGGAGCAGCGCUCCCAGAUCCUCAAGCAGAUCAACCUGUCCAAGAACGAGCGGGAGAGAGAGAUCCAGAGCAUCACUGACUCGUCCCGUGGCUCCAUCCGCCGCAAGAACCCUGCUGCCGUGACAACCCAGCUCAGCGUGACCGAGGACCAACCAGGAGCCAGCAAGGAGGAGAAGCCAGAGGAGGAGUCAACGCCGGCCUCUCCUCCCGUCUCCCCCCCGCCCCCCGCCCCCUCCGACCAGGUGCAGCUCAUCCAUGACACCACCACCCCGGCCAGCCCGGCCACGCCCGCCACCCCGCUCACCCCCGAGGCCGUGCAGAGCCCCGGCCAGCAGGUGCAGAUGACCUGGAGUGAGAAGAGUGACGGGGAGCCCGCCAAGCCCCCGGGAGCCGCCACCCCCGAAGGAAUCAAAGACAUCUUCAACAUGAAGCCGGAGUGGGAGAACCUGAACCAGUCCAAUGUGCGUCGCAUGCACACCGCGCUCCGGCUGAACGAGGUGAUACUGAAGAAGUCGUCCGAGGCCAAGCUGGUGCUGCUCAACAUGCCCGGACCCCCCAAGAACCGCAGCGGGGACGAGAACUAUAUGGAGUUCCUGGAGGUCCUCACGGAGGGCCUCAACCGGGUCCUCCUGGUCCGCGGCGGCGGGCGCGAGGUCAUCACCAUCUACUCUUGAGAGGGUGGUCCCUCCAUCCCCCCUCCUCUCCCCCCGAACUCCCUCCCCAUCUGCCAUGCCUUCCCAAAUUCCCAAAAAAAAAUUUCUGAGUCAUUCACGGUCACACAGACUUGUUUUUCUGUUUGUUUGUGUGAUCACCCCUCCCUCAUGUUGACCUGAUGCCAGCGCAGCUUCAGAAGCCCCUCCCCCCUUCUAUUCCCCGCUGUAGACCCGUCAGCUAGAGAAACAUUGUUCCUCAUCCCCUUUAGAAUCAUCUAGACACCAUCUAGAGCACACUCCUAAAUCAACAUGUGUUUGAUCUUGAAGCUUGUUUCUUUAGCUGUUUGCAUCUUGUCGUUCAUUGAUGUGUUUAUUUAUUCAAUGAUCCGGAGCAGUGGAGCUCACCUGUCUGUAGUGGAGCUCACCUGUCUGUGGUGGUCUGUGGUGGAGCUCACCUGUCUGGUGGAGCUCAC
Gadus macrocephalus (Pacific cod) is the source of this 4308-nucleotide messenger RNA. Its product is annotated as solute carrier family 12 member 5-like. Gene Ontology annotation, molecular function: potassium:chloride symporter activity. Gene Ontology annotation, cellular component: membrane. The transcript has 24 exons. Gene Ontology annotation, biological process: potassium ion homeostasis; chloride ion homeostasis; potassium ion import across plasma membrane. Bases 311 to 3856 code for a protein of 1181 amino acids. The record is from RefSeq and is a predicted model, not a curated record. Lineage: Eukaryota; Metazoa; Chordata; Actinopteri; Gadiformes; Gadidae.